UGUUGGUUUUGUUGAAUCGAAUGUGCUCAGACAAAGAGGUGGUGCUUGAAAACAUUGUUAUUUUGCGUAUUUUGCUUCUUCCUCGUGUUAAAAACCGCUGUUCAUACAAAUGGGUCGCAAAAUUAAUUUCGCGGAAGUACCGAAAAGGGGUCCUGGCAGAAAGGCUAAAAAACAAAAAGACCCUACUUUCGAUAAGAAACUGUUCAAAGAUGGAGAAGAUCCCGAGGAUUCCAAAAAAUUAUCCCACCGCCAGAAGCUCCGAGCUAAGAAACGAGAGCUACAAAAGAUUAAAAAGCAUGAAUUAAAAGCAAAGAACAAGGAAGUUAAGAUAAAAAUCAAACCAGUAACAAAAACUAAGUCUAAGUACACCAGCGAUGACGAUGAAUCGGAGGAAGAAAAUAAGGUUCAGAACCAAUUACCGGUUCAGAUGAAUUUGCAAAAAAGUAAGGAGAAAUAUGCAAAGGUAAUCGGCAAAAUCCAAAGACCGGUGACACCGGCCAGAAAUGAUGUUGCAGAAUCUGGAUCAGAUGAAGAAGAGCUUUCCGACGAAGAACCUGCAAAUGAGCAAGAUAAUAAACGCGGCAGAGAUAUAUUGGCCAGCGAUGACGAUUCCGAUGAUGAGCAUGAACCACACACUAAAGUCGGUAAAUUGAAAGAUUUUAUGGAUUCUGAAGAGGACGAAGAUGACUCGGAAGAAAGCGAGGAAAUUGAGGACGAUGAUGAUGAUGAUGACGAAACAAUGCUACCGAUUGAAAAAGCUGGAAAAAAGUUGAAGAAAAAAAUGGAAGAGGAAAAACGUUUAGCUGACGAGGAAAUGCAGGAUUCUGUAGCAAACAAGGAGAAAUUUCAAUUUCCAGAGGAUAAUCAAAACGCUGCUGUAAAUCUGCAGGAUAUCCACAUGCGAAUAAAAGAAGUUAUUGGAGUACUGGCUGAUUUUUCAGUAAAUCGCGAUCCCAAUCGCUCCAGAUCGGAAUACAUGGAAUUAUUGUUCAAAGAUUUAUGCGUUUACUAUUCGUAUAAUGAAUUUUUCAUGCAGCUUCUUAUGAAGCUGUUCUCGCCCAAUGAACUGUUGGAGUUUUUGGAAUCAUCUGAAGUCCAACGACCAUUGACGAUUCGAUCUAAUAGUUUAAAAACUCGUCGCCGCGAUUUGGCUCAAUCACUUAUCAAUAGGGGGGUCAAUCUAGAUCCUAUUGGAAAGUGGUCAAAGGAAGGCUUAGUAGUUUACACGUCACAGGUUCCAUUGGGAGCUACGCCGGAGUAUCUUGCCGGACACUACAUGAUUCAAGGCGCAUCAAGUAUGCUGCCAGUGAUUGCUCUAGGACCAGAAGAAAACGAAAGAAUUUUGGAUCUAUGUGCAGCUCCGGGAGGAAAAAGUUCCCACGUCGCUGCACUUAUGAAGAACACGGGUGUUCUGUUUGCAAAUGACGUUAACAAGGAUCGCCUUCAAGCAGUUGUUGGCAAUUUUCAUCGAUUGGGAAUCCAGAACGCAAUCGUGACGAGCAUUGACGGUACCAAAUACCGAGACGUUAUGACUGGGUUCGAUCGAGUUCUACUAGACGCACCUUGUACUGGAUCCGGAGUUAUUUCAAAGGAUCCGAGUGUAAAGACUACUAAAUCUGAAGUCGAUAUACAGCGUUGUUAUAAUCUACAACGCAAAUUGUUGCUAACGGCUAUCGAUUGUUUGAGUGCAAAUUCUGAAACUGGUGGGUACUUGGUAUAUUCAACAUGCUCCAUUCUUCCACAAGAAAACGAAUGGGUCGUAGAUUAUGCUAUUCGGAAACGAAAUGUUCGCCUUGUUUCUACCGGAUUGGACUUUGGUAAUGAGGGAUUUGUUAACUUCGCCGGCCAGAAAUAUCACCCUUCGAUGAAAUUAACCCGUCGUUUUUAUCCCCACACGUACAACAUGGACGGAUUUUUUGUAGCCAAGUUGCAGAAAUUUUCAGAUGCCAUUCCAAACACCAAGAAGGAAGAUUCAGAUGAAGAAAUAGACGCGGAUGAACAAGAACAAGUACAAGAACUUCCAAAAAAGAUCGAUAAACGCGAUUGGUACUACAAGGAUAUAAUCGACAAGCGAAAGAAACAGCGUGAGGAUUCUAGCCACGUAGUGAAAGUAUUCGAGAAACCUUCAAAAACUAAAAAGCCAAACAAAAGCCCAGUAAAUGGCACUUCAACGGCUGCAACGGAAUCUAUCAGCACACCAACUUCGGACAGUGGAUUGAAAAUAUCUAACAAGAAAGCAAAGUUAUCCGAAAAGAAAAUCAAGAAAAAGCGUCUCUCAAUGCAAGAGUCAAUUGUGUCUAAUGACGGAGAAAUUCAGCAGACGCCGAAACUGAAGAAACGUUUAUCACUUCCUGGGUCUUUUGUGCGUAGAAGUAAGAAGUAACUUAGAAAACAUACAUCCAGGGUUACUUCCAUUCUUUUCGGAUAAAAAGAUGUUUUAUGAGACUUUGGAGUCAUUAGAUGUUGUAUUUAUAAAUAACAAGAAGAGGCUGUAAAGUUUUCGUUUGACCCAUACAACCUGCCGCUUUAUGAGACUCAAUAAGUGAUUUUUCACCCAUUCUUAGCGAACAGCAGUCCGAAAAUCGCUGAUAGUCACUCUUUGAAAGUAAAAUUGGCAGGCUUAUGUGUACAACACGUUCCUUACAACAUUUUAUUGUAACUUACUAAUAGAAACGAUCAUUAUAACAUCUUAUAAUUCCACAAUACUAUAAAACAUGUUUUUAUGCGAAAUUAAUGGAAGUAGCCCUGCAUACAUUUCGUUGCAACAUAUUAAUUAA
This is a messenger RNA of Ochlerotatus camptorhynchus, 2777 nucleotides long. RefSeq lists its product as uncharacterized. Gene Ontology annotation, cellular component: nucleolus. NCBI's taxonomy places the organism in Eukaryota, Metazoa, Arthropoda, Insecta, Diptera, Culicidae. Bases 110 to 2383 code for a protein of 757 amino acids. Gene Ontology annotation, molecular function: RNA binding; rRNA (cytosine-C5-)-methyltransferase activity. The record is from RefSeq and is a predicted model, not a curated record. The transcript has 3 exons. Gene Ontology annotation, biological process: maturation of LSU-rRNA; rRNA base methylation.